AUGGUCAAUGUGGUCUCCUGUCUACCCUACCUCUCCUGGUCACAACACCCCAAGGAACAUCCUCUUCCUUCUCACAUUCAGUCUUCCAGUGUAGCUACACCGUGUGGCAACUUGGAACUUCUGUGCUGUCAGCCCCAGCACCGUGAUCCGAAAACACCGCCGUUGAUCUUUGUCCAUGGCGGCUUCGGCUUCGCAGCUGUCUGGCUUGAUUGGAUGACGUAUCUCUAUGAGCGAGGCUACGCUGCGACCAUGUAUGCCUAUAGCGCGCGAAGCCACGGCGCAAGUUAUGCAGUGCCAUACCUUCAGAUGGCCUGGGGGACAUCUCUCGAUGAUUUCGCCAGCGACUUGGCGACUGUCGUCAAGACCAUCACAACUCACCUCGAAGACGAGAAGGAACCGAUUCUGAUAGCUCAUUCCGCGGGCGGAGCACUCGUGCAGUACGCUCUCACAAACGGCAUGAUUACCGCCACUGCGUUUUGCUUGGUAGGAUCGGUCCCACAUUUCGGCGGGCUCGAUGCAUAUUGGAAUUGGUCGAAAAUGGAUCCCUGGAUGCACCCUCGUUCAUGGAUCCUCGGCCUUCACCCGAUGAGUGGACUUGCCCAUCCAAAGCUCGUCCGUCAGAUGUUCUUUUCGGACAGGUUUCCCAUGGACAAGGUGGUAGACUUCAUGCACUGGAUGGCACCCUACGAGAGUCUGGGGUGGGCCGGCGGCCAGAAUGGCUCGUUUUGGAAGUGGUUAAUGGGGAAGAAUGAAUGGCUAGAACCCAUGCGCAUCCUAAAAGCAGUGACCGGGUGGGACAGACGCGGCGAUCGAGUCUGUGUCAUGGUCGGUAGUCAAGACCGGAUGAUGGAUUUAAACAUGGCUCGAAGACAAGUGAGCGAAUUUCGAGCAGCGGUCAGAGCUAUGGCGUUGGAGUCUUCGGCGAGUCAAGGCAGCCGUGGAGCUGACGCGGACGCAAAGGAGAGUACUCACGAAGAGGAUAUACCAGAAGUCGAGGCUGAAAGCUUGGAAAGGGUCCGGCUCGUUGUCGUACAAGGCGCCGGUCAUCAUACCCAGAAUGAUGUACAACGGCAGGCUGCCGCGGAAGCAAUCUGGCAGUGGCUUGAGCAGUUGUGA
Messenger RNA from Cladophialophora carrionii CBS 160.54, 1116 nucleotides. RefSeq lists its product as uncharacterized. NCBI's taxonomy places the organism in Eukaryota, Fungi, Ascomycota, Eurotiomycetes, Chaetothyriales, Herpotrichiellaceae. The transcript has a single exon. The record is from RefSeq and is a predicted model, not a curated record. The coding region runs from base 1 to 1116 and encodes 371 amino acids.